UAAGCAAACGCUGCCUCUGCCAAGAUGUCUGCGCCUGAUGAAGACACGUUUGCCGAGGAAAGAGGCGACAUGGAGGAGAUGGAUGAAGUUGGUAGCGACGACGACGAAGGAGUAGAGAUGGAGGAGGAAGGAGCGGACGGAGAGGGAGACAAGAAAGUGUACGUGCCCGGGAUACAGCCACUUCAGCCCGGAGAGGAGCUGGAGAUGGACCGGUCCGCGUACCGCAUGUACCACGAGUGUCAGACAGGUGCUCCAUGUCUGAGCUUCGACAUCCUGAGAGAUGGAGACGGAGACGGCAGGGAGGAGUUUCCUCUGUCCAUGCUGCUCUGUGCGGGCACACAGGCCGACACAGCUCUGAGCAACAGACUUCUCGUCAUACGCAUGCAUAACCUUCAUGGAACAGAGAAAGAGAAAGAAGAGGGGGAAGAAAGCAGCGAUGAAGAAAGCGAUGAGGAGGAAGAUGAAGAUAAGAAGCCACAGAUGGAGCUGGCCAUGAUGCCUCACUACGGAGGGAUCAACAGAGUCAGAGUGACCCGACGUGGAGAGCAGUCAUUGGCUGCCGUCUGGUCAGAGAAGGGUCAAGUAGAAGUAUUUGACCUCCGACCUCAGCUGGAAGCCGUGCACAGCUCUGCUGCCAUGGCUGCUUUCGUCAAACAGCAGAAGGAAGCCACGGCACUCUUCAGCUUCUCAGGACACAUGACUGAAGGCUUUGCACUUGAUUGGUCACCGACAGUACCUGGUCGUCUUGUCAGUGGAGACUGUAAAAAGAACAUCCACGUAUGGGAGCCACGAGAGGGCGGGACUUCAUGGCAGAUUGACCAACGACCUUUCAGCUCCCACACCAAGUCAGUGGAGGAUCUGCAGUGGUCGCCCACCGAAGCUACAGUUUUUGCAUCUUGUUCGGUGGAUCAGUCUAUUCGUAUCUGGGAUAUUCGCGCCCCGCCCAAUUCGAUGCUUUCAGCCGAUGAAGCUCACUCGUCAGACAUCAACGUGAUCAGCUGGAACAGGAGCGAACCGUUCAUCCUGUCAGGAGGCGACGACGGCCUUCUGAAAGUGUGGGACCUCCGACAGUUUAAGACCGGGCGGCCCGUGGCCAACUUCAAGCAGCACAGCGCUCCCGUCACCUCCGUGGAGUGGAGCCCCGUGGACUCGAGCGUGUUCGCCGCCUCGGGAGCGGACGACGUGGUCAGCCAGUGGGAUCUGUCCGUGGAGUCAGCUGACGUGGGUGCCAGGGUGGAGGGGGUGAAGGACUUGCCCCCGCAGCUCCUGUUCCUGCACCAGGGUCAGUCCGAGAUCAAAGAGAUCCACUGGCACCCACAGCUCCCCGGAGUGAUGGUCUCCACGGCUCUGUCAGGGUUCAACGUGUUCAGGACCAUAUCUGUGUAGUGUGUGUGUGUGUGUGUGUGUGUGCAUGUUUGAGAGAAAAACAUGAUUUUUGCAUUUCCAUGAGAAGUACACAUUUAAUGUGUAAUGAGCCGUAAACUCUAACAUGUUUCAUCAUUAAGGAGCUUGUAAUAAUGUACAUAUCUCAGCAGUGUAGGUAAUAAUUCUUCUUUUUGACAUUUAUUGGCCAAAAUAGGCGCCAUAUGGUGCUAUAAUCUUUAUCUUUGAACUCUGUACGAUUUACAGAUGUGUGAACUAUUUUAGGCAUUUCCUACCGCCUGCUUAAAAUAAACUGUUUAAAAACUG
Centropristis striata (black sea bass) is the source of this 1689-nucleotide messenger RNA. It is a transcript of the gene grwd1, whose product is annotated as glutamate-rich WD repeat containing 1. The transcript is spliced from 7 exons. The coding region runs from base 25 to 1386 and encodes 453 amino acids. The record is from RefSeq and is a predicted model, not a curated record. NCBI's taxonomy places the organism in Eukaryota, Metazoa, Chordata, Actinopteri, Perciformes, Serranidae. Gene Ontology annotation, molecular function: protein binding.